AAACAUUCAGCAUUAACUUUCGACAGCUACACACCUCACAAAAUUAGAAAUAGGCAAACAUUUACACAAAUCCAGAAGUUUCCAAUUUGUCCAAUUAGCCCCAAAAUGAACAUGCUGUGUGAGCGUGUGUCCGCGAUCCUGGCGGGCACCCUUGUGGGCAUGUGGUACGCCAAGACCUUUCCCGCCGAAAAGGAUGCCAAGGAUAGCAAGGACAAGAAGGGAAAGAAGUAAUCGAAACCAUUUCCCUUCCAUCCUGGACUUCUCCAGAACCAUUAACUUAUUGACUCUCCUUAAAUUGCCCACAGACUUGAGCAAACAAAUGGAACCUAGUCGUCGGGACAAAGAUCUCAAACCAGCUUCAAUUCAUUCAGUUCUCGUCCGACUUUCGAAGCGUUCCAUUUUUUGUUAACACCGAAAUUUCUCCAUGUUUAUUUUUUUUGGAUUUGAUUUGAUAAAUUAGAGCAAGUUAA
Messenger RNA from Drosophila pseudoobscura, 470 nucleotides. RefSeq lists its product as uncharacterized. The record is from RefSeq and is a predicted model, not a curated record. Lineage: Eukaryota; Metazoa; Arthropoda; Insecta; Diptera; Drosophilidae. The transcript is spliced from 2 exons. The coding region runs from base 106 to 231 and encodes 41 amino acids.